This is a messenger RNA of Rhodamnia argentea, 881 nucleotides long. RefSeq names its product photosystem I reaction center subunit II, chloroplastic-like. The coding region runs from base 106 to 750 and encodes 214 amino acids. Lineage: Eukaryota; Viridiplantae; Streptophyta; Magnoliopsida; Myrtales; Myrtaceae. Gene Ontology annotation, biological process: photosynthesis. The record is from RefSeq and is a predicted model, not a curated record. Gene Ontology annotation, cellular component: photosystem I reaction center; photosystem I. The transcript is spliced from 2 exons.
CGUUUUCUAUCUCCACCAAUUCCAUAAAAUCACAUCACUCUUUCUCUGCCUCUCUUCCUCUCCAAAACUUCAUCAAGGCCUUGCCAAUUUCUUGUUCAGUCCUCGAUGGCCAUGGCAACUCAAGCUUCUCUCUUCACCCGAACCCUCGCCGCCCCGAAGCCCGGCGUCGACCGCGUGAUCCCGCCGUGGAAGCAAUCGGCGUCCUCCUUGGCCUUCACCGCCACUCCUAAGGCUGCCAAGUCCUCGCCGAGGACCGGCAUCAGGGCAGCCGCCGCAGAGGGCAAAGCCGAGGCCCCGACCAAGGAGGAGGCACCCGUCGGGUUCACGCCGCCACAGUUGGACCCCAACACCCCGUCCCCGAUCUUCGGCGGCAGCACCGGCGGCCUAUUGCGCAAGGCUCAGGUCGAAGAGUUCUACGUGAUCACCUGGGAGUCGCCGAAGGAGCAGAUCUUCGAGAUGCCGACCGGAGGGGCGGCUAUCAUGAGGCAAGGCCCCAACCUGCUCAAGCUAGCUAGGAAAGAGCAGUGCUUGGCGCUCGGAACCCGACUGAGGUCCAAGUACAAGAUCAAGUACCAAUUCUACCGGGUCUUCCCCAACGGCGAGGUCCAGUACUUGCACCCCAAGGACGGCGUCUACCCGGAGAAGGUGAACCCGGGCCGUCAAGGGGUCGGCGUGAACUUCAGAUCGAUCGGGAAGAACGUCAGCCCCAUCGAGGUCAAGUUCACCGGAAAGCAACCCUAUGAUUUGUGAGGCGAAGAAAUAGUUCACUUGGGUUCGGAGUACUUGCUUCUCUUCUUGAUGUAUUUAUCUGUCAUUAAUGUGAGCACUGUAUGAAAAGUCUGUUCUCAGUUAUUAAUUACACUUUCUCAAUGUUGACUGAU